CACCCAUCCACACAUCAAGACCAACAAAACCAGCAUCUAAAGCUUCAAUUUUCCCUGUCCCACACACUCGCCAUCACUCUAUACACCCACUGCAUACAUCUCCAGUCGCAACCAUGGCAGCAACUGACUCAGUCCCUAUCAUCAAGGUGUUAUUCACACUGCACGCUGGCAUGGACGCCUUGGACUUCGUGGGCCCCCUCGAGGUCUUGACCCAUGCCAGACACAACAUCAAUGAUGAAAGUAAGUACCGCACUUUCAUUGAAAUGAAGAAGAAAGAUGGGAAUAGCUUCAAGUCUGCCGUUUCGAGCUUUGGUUUACCCCGCAUUCGACUUCCCCGCAUUUUUCGCAUCCAUGGCAGCUCCACAACCACGACCCGAGCCUCAAUAGAGGUCAAUGCGGUCCAGUUCGUGCAUAUACUUCCUGUCUCGAUCUGCGAAUGUUUCAAUUUUACUUUCCUAGCAUCUGCGACUCUUGUUUCCUCUGCGGGCAUCUGCAACGCUUCUUACUUGUUCCCCUUGUCUGCCAGCCACUGUUUACAGCUCAUUAUCUGUGCAAUUACCUCUUACUUCUCACCCAAGCUUCUGCAAGCCGCCCCCUCACGAUCAUUUGCCGUUGAAUAGAACUUCAAACUAAUAUCUUCUCAACAGCCACCAAAGCCUUCUCCGCCUCCUUCGUCGCCGCCGAGGAACACACCGUCUCCGCCCAAGGAGCGAGCUUCCGCGCUCACAUGGACUACAAGGAAGCCUACACCCGUCUCUCCGAAUUCGACAUUCUGAUCGUCCCCGGCGGCGGCAGCGACGCAAUCCUCAAAUCCAAAUCCGAGCCCCUCGGCCUCAUCAAAGCCUUCUCCGACCUCCAAAAGAAACACCCCGACAAAGAACGUACCGUCUUCUCCGUCUGCACCGGCAGUCUCUUCCUCGCACAAGCUGGAAUCCUGUCAGGUCUCUCGGCAACCACACACCCCGACUUCUACGCGAAGUUCGAGAAGGUCUGCAGCGAGGUGUCGCAGCGUGAUUUGGCGGAGCGGUGUGAUGUUGUGGAGGAGAGAUACGUCGUGAAUAACUUGCGAUUCGACCUUGGUGAUCCAAAUGAGAACCCUUAUGUUCGCCGCAAGUCGGAUGCGAGACGUCCGUCGAUGGGUCGCAAGGGCAGCAAUGCGUGGAAGGAGAGUAAUGCCCGUCGCGAGAGCAAUGCUCGUCGUGCGGCGCUCCGUCUUGGUGGCUUGAGAGUCAUCACUUCGGGUGGGAUCACUUGUGGUCUUGAUGCCAGUCUGUACCUGGUUAGUAUUAUGGUGAGCGAGGACUCGGCCAAGGAGAUCGAGCGUGUGAUGCAGUAUGAAUGGAAGAAGGGCAUUGUGGUUGAUGGUAUUGACAUCUAAGGCGUACGGAGUUGCGUUACGUUGCGUUGCAACAAAAAAGAUAUCUGGUAUCGUUGUGCAUUGGGCAUAGAAAUACUACUGCUAGACCGAAUGGAAGCGAUUGCGUGGAUUUGAUACGAUCAUGAAUGGAACGGAUUAAAUGGUAUUUGGCUGGGGAAGUCAAGAUAUAGGCUAGAUAGCUUUUCUUCUCUUCCAAAUCUCAUCUCUUUGAACAAG
Messenger RNA from Cadophora gregata, 1594 nucleotides. RefSeq lists its product as uncharacterized. The transcript has a single exon. NCBI's taxonomy places the organism in Eukaryota, Fungi, Ascomycota, Leotiomycetes, Helotiales, Ploettnerulaceae. The record is from RefSeq and is a predicted model, not a curated record. Bases 728 to 1378 code for a protein of 216 amino acids.